UCUUAGCCACUGUGUGAUAGACCGGCGCGCACGCAUGACGGCCGGCGAUCCAUCAAUCGAAUUGAGCCAGUAGUGGUGUAGAUACGAAGUGAACCAGACGUGCUACAGAUCCCAGUGAAAUUCUACAACGAAAUGGGAGUGUUGAAUUUGGAGGAGGAGGCUGGCGUCAGCACAGUUUUAGUUUUUUAUGUCAAUGGAAAAAAGGUGGUAGAACCGAACCCAGAGCCAGAAUGGACGCUGCUGUGGUACCUCCGCAAGAAGCUGCGCCUCACCGGCACCAAGCUGGGCUGCGCCGAAGGCGGCUGCGGCGCUUGCACCGUCAUGGUCUCCCGGCUCAACCGCAAGGAGAACAAAUUAGUUCAUUUAGCUGUAAACGCAUGUCUUGCCCCAGUCUGCGCGAUGCACGGCCUCGCAGUCACAACAGUUGAAGGAAUAGGCUCCACGAAGACCAAACUUCACCCAGUCCAAGAACGAAUUGCCAAAGCACACGGAUCGCAAUGCGGCUUCUGCACUCCAGGCAUUGUAAUGUCCAUGUACGCGUUACUAAGAUCGUGCUCUAAAGUCACAUAUUCAGAUAUGGAAGUAGCAUUCCAAGGCAACCUCUGCAGAUGUACAGGUUACCGAGCCAUUAUAGAAGGAUACAAAACAUUCCUCGAAGAUUGGGAGAAGCAGCGCGUUGUUGACGCUCCAGCUAACGGCACGCAAAGAAACGCCUGCNAUGCCUGUGGUAUGGGAAAAGACUGCUGCAAAAAUAAGACUGAUAAGAAGGAAAGCGAAACAGAACAUAUUUUUGACAGAUCAUCGUUUCUGCCAUACGACGCCAGCCAAGAACCAAUAUUUCCACCUGAAUUAAAAUUGUCAUCUGUAUACGACCAACAAUAUUUAUUAUUCAGAGGGAAAAAUACAACUUGGCAUCGCCCUACAGAACUGACUACUCUUUUGAAGCUCAAAGAACAGCAUCCAGAGGCUAAAAUUGUGGUCGGUAAUACUGAAGUUGGGGUUGAAGUAAAAUUUAAGCAUUGCGUUUAUCCAACCAUCAUUAUGCCCAAUCUUGUUUCUGAAAUGAAUACGAUUGUAGAAAAUGAAAAUGGUUUGACUGUUGGAGCUGCUGUAACUUUAAUGGAUGUAGAUACCACUUUCAGACAAUACAUCCAGGCCUUUCCUCGGCGUAAAACAAGGACCCUGGUACCUAUUGUAGAGAUGUUGAAUUGGUUUGCAGGAAAGCAAAUAAGAAACGUAGCAGCGAUAGGAGGAAAUAUAAUGACAGGCAGUCCAAUUUCUGAUCUCAAUCCUAUUCUAAUGGCAUUAAAAGUGAAACUCAAUUUACUGAGUAAACAAGGAGGACAUCGGUCGGUUCUGAUGGAUGAAAACUUUUUCACUGGAUACAGAAGAAAUGUAGUAAAACCAGAUGAAAUUUUGCUAUCCAUAGAAAUACCAUUCUCGAGAAAAUAUCAAUACGUCAAAGCAAUAAAACAGGCAAAGAGACGAGAAGACGAUAUUUCUAUAGUAACAGCAGCUGUAAAUGUGGAGUUUGAGGACCACACUAAUGUCAUAAAGGUCAUAAACGUCGCAUUUGGUGGCAUGGCACCAGUUACAAAACUUACACCAAAAACUAGCGAAUUACUUAAAGGUCUGAAAUGGAACGAAGAGAUGCUUGAAAGAGCUUAUAAUGCAUUGUUAGACGAGUUGCCACUUGACCCUUCGGCUCCUGGUGGCAAUAUUCAGUAUAGACGGGCAUUAACUAUGAGCUUAUUUUUGAAAUCAUACAUAGCCAUUGGUAAAGAAAUGUGUCAGGAUUACAUAAAUGAUGAUUUUAUUAAGCCUUAUCACAGCAGUGGGGGCGAGCUGUUCCAUGGUAGUAUGCCAAAAAGCUCGCAAUAUUUUGAAUUAGUUGGUGAUAAGCAACUAAAGACUGACAUGGUUGGAAGACCCGUGCAACACUUCUCAGCGUUCAAGCAAGCAACAGGAGAAGCUAUUUACUGUGAUGAUAUGCCUAUCGCUGAAAAUGAGCUGUAUAUGGCUCUUGUUCUUAGUACAAAAGCACAUGCCAAGUUAGUUUCAGUAGAUCCAAACGAAGCAUUGUCUCAACCUGGUGUAGUCGCAUUCUUUUCUGCCAAAGAUUUAACUCCAGACCAAAACAAAAUUGGACCUAUUUUCCACGACGAAGAAUUAUUCAUAAGUGAAAAAGUUACAAGUCAAGGCCAAAUAAUAGGAGCUAUAGUAGCCGAAGACCAGGCAACAGCUCAAGCUGCUGCAAGGAAAGUUAAAAUAAAUUAUGAAGAGCUUCAACCAAUAAUAGUCACUAUUGAGGACGCUAUAAAGCAGAAAUCAUUCUAUCCGCAAUUCCCUAAAACCAUAAGGAGAGGAGACGUUGCUUCUGUAUUUGAGAAUAAAAAUAAUAUCAUUAUCGAAGGUCAAUGUCGAACUGGGGGCCAGGAACACUUUUAUUUGGAAACUCAUGCCGCUUUUGCUAUUCCCAAAAAAGAAGAUGAUGAAUUGGAAAUAUUCUGCUCUAGCCAGCAUCCAUCCGAAAUAGCGAAACUGGCAAGUCACGUACUACACGUACCAAUGAAUAGGAUAGUAGCUCGAGUGAAGCGAAUGGGUGGUGGUUUUGGCGGCAAGGAGUCUCGAGGUCUGUUGACAGCUUUGCCAGUAGCACUAGCUGCGCAUAAGUUGAAUAAACCAGUCCGACUGAUGCUGGAUCGCGACGAAGACAUGCUGAUGACAGGAACUCGACACCCAUUUUUGAUCAAGUACAAGUUAGCAGCUAGCAAAGAGGGAAUUAUGUUAGGUGCCAUUGUCAAUAUCUACAACAACGGCGGUUAUUCAAUGGAUUUAUCAGGACCUGUUGUGGAAAGAGCAAUGUUUCACUUCGAAAAUGCAUACUAUAUCCCUAAUGUAGAAGUCACUGCUAAUGUCUGUAAGACAAAUUUACCUUCCAAUACAGCCUUCCGAGGUUUUGGUGGGCCACAAGGAAUGUUCGGAGCCGAGUGUAUGCUUCGUCAUCUUGCAACCACUUUGGGAAAGACUCCGGAAGAACUUAGCAAACUGAAUUUGUACCGCGAGAACCUGACGACUCACUACGGACAAGUCUUGACUCAUUGCACUUUGCAGAAAUGUUGGGACGAAUGCGUCGAAAAGAGUAACAUGCUGGAGAGGAAAACAAAAAUUGAUAACUUCAAUAAGCAACAUCGUUGGAGAAAGCGUGGAAUUUCAAUAAUUCCAACAAAGUUUGGAAUUGCAUUCACAGAAAAGUUUUUGAACCAAGCUGGUGCCUUGGUUAUUAUUUACGUGGAUGGAACUGUGCUUGUAUCCCAUGGUGGCACGGAAAUGGGACAGGGACUACAUACGAAGAUGAUUCAAGUGGCAUCCCGUGUACUCGGGGUAGACGUAUCGAAGAUACACAUAAGUGAGACAUCUACAGAUAAAGUACCAAAUACAUCAGCCACGGCAGCUAGCGCUGGGUCCGAUCUUAAUGGAAUGGCUGUUCAAAAUGCAUGCCAAACGCUAGUUGAUCGUCUUAAGCCCUAUAAAGACAAGAACCCUAACGGAAAGUGGGAAGAUUGGGUGUGGGCAGCUCACUUUGACAGAGUUAGUUUGUCUACAACCGGAUUUUAUGCUACCCCUGACAUCGGAUAUGACUUUAAAACUAACACAGGGAAGCCUUUCAACUACUUCACUUACGGGGUGGCUUGUUCCGAAGUGGAAAUCGAUUGCUUGAGUGGCGACCACCAAGUGAUACGAACGGAUAUCGUAAUGGAUUUAGGGCAGAGUAUAAACCCAGCUAUAGACAUUGGCCAGAUUGAAGGGGCUUUCAUACAGGGAUACGGUCUUUUCACGAUGGAGGAGUUGAUUUAUUCACCGACUGGGACAUUGUACUCUCGAGGUCCAGGGGCAUACAAAAUCCCUGGUUUCGCUGAUAUUCCUCAAGAGUUCAACGUGUCUUUGCUCAAAGAUGCUCCUAACACGAGAGCUGUUUGUUCCUCAAAGGCUGUGGGUGAACCACCAUUAUUCCUGGCGAGCUCCAUCUUCUUCGCGAUAAAGGAGGCGAUUCGCGCGGCGCGAAUCGACGCCGGCGCACCGGAGGAGUUCGAAUUGGACGCGCCAGCCACUUCGGCACGCAUACGCAUGGCGUGUGUCGAUCAUAUUACUAAAAAGUUACAUCAGCCAGACCCGUCCAGCUUCAAGCCUUGGAAUGUAGUUCCAUAAUUUUGUGAUGCGUGUUUGUAGAUAAUUUUUACAUUUUAAACUUACGUUAGUCAAUAACGAUGCAAGCUUUAUAAUAAUACGAGGAUACACAUAAUGAAUAAAGUACUUUGUAUAUGUACAGAUGAAAUGUAUAGUUAAAUAACAUACAUAUAUUUACAAUGUACGAUGUAUCUAUCUUUU
Molecule: messenger RNA, 4389 nt
Organism: Ostrinia furnacalis (Asian corn borer)
Lineage: Eukaryota; Metazoa; Arthropoda; Insecta; Lepidoptera; Crambidae
Gene: ry
Product: xanthine dehydrogenase rosy
Exons: 8
Coding region: 133-4209 (1358 amino acids)
Molecular function (GO): FAD binding; 2 iron, 2 sulfur cluster binding; xanthine dehydrogenase activity
Source: RefSeq, a predicted model, not a curated record